This is a messenger RNA of Funneliformis caledonium, 312 nucleotides long. Lineage: Eukaryota; Fungi; Glomeromycota; Glomeromycetes; Glomerales; Glomeraceae. The record is from the annotation of a GenBank genome assembly.
GAUGACGAACUAGAACAAGUUUUAGAUGAUUAUGAGGAAGAGGAACUUAGCGAAAUUGAAGCAUAUAUGGCAGACAGUCAAGAAGAAUAUGAGGAGAAAACUGAUCUUCUACCCUUCGACUACAACCCCUGGAAUGAAGAAAAUCCUGUCUAUUUAACUCUAGAAAUUGAAAAAUCAGAAAACGAAUGGCACAUUUCUUCUAAACAUAACUCUAUUAAAGAUAAUAAAGAAAAAUGGUUUGAGGAACAAUUACUUCAACAGUUCUCCAACUACAACAAGAAAAUGCAUAUUCUCAACUUUAUGAAAUGUUAG